Messenger RNA from Triticum turgidum subsp. durum (durum wheat), 1494 nucleotides. The record is from the annotation of a GenBank genome assembly. NCBI's taxonomy places the organism in Eukaryota, Viridiplantae, Streptophyta, Magnoliopsida, Poales, Poaceae.
AUGGCGCCCCCGCGUUCGAGAAGCCCAUUCCGCUCGCCCUCGCCACCUCCCUCUCCCCGGCUCCCACACCGCGGCCUUACCGAGAAGGCGCCACCUCCUCCUGUCCCCUUCCGCGACUCCGUCCGACGACCCCGCGCUCCCUCCGGCGAGGCGACCGUCCCGCCCGAAGAGGGCGUCGGAGAGAAAUGGCGAGGGGAGGGGUCUGGGGUCUGUCAUAUCUGUGUCAUAUCCUGGGGUGAUGUCUUCUCGGACUGGAAUGGUGUGGGUUAUUUCAAUACCACAAGCACAACCUUAGGCCCUGUUCGGCAGACGUCCACUCCUUGCUUUCCAACUCCCAGCUCCAUCCAGAAGCGGAGCGCACGGAGCGGCACUUUUGCAACUCUGAAAAAGUGGCCUACAAGCCGCUCCGCUCCGCUCUGGGAGAGGCAUGGAGCCAGCGCGUUCGGUGCCACUCCGCAGCUCCUCCAGCCGCUCCAGGAGCUGAGCUCGGAGCGGAGGCCUGCCGAACAGGCACUUAUUGUGUACCUGCAUGCUACAAGCAACAUUUCUAUUGUCAAAGAAGCACAGACUAUGUUGGAUCCUGACCUUUUCAAUAUCAUACGCUUCACUAUUGCGGCCAUUCCUUUUGUGCCAUUCUUGUUGAAGUCACUCAGAGACAUGCAAGUUGUUCUUAGGGGCGUAGAGCUGGGGGUUUGGGUAACCUUGGCCUACCUCACUCAAUCUAUUGGGUUAGUUACAGCUGAUGCUGGCCGUGCAUCUUUCAUAUCCGCCCUCACAGUGAUCAUUGUUCCUUUCUUGGAUGGUAUUCUUGGAGCAGAAAUACCUGCAUAUACAUGGCUUGGAGCAUUUUUAUCAGUUCUCGGGGUUGGUAUUCUGGAGUUAAGUGGUUCUCCACCAUGUGUUGGUGAUCUUCUGACCCUCCUUAGUGCCUUUUGUUUUGGAAUUCACAUGCUCAGAACCGAGCAUAUUUCCAGGAAAAUGAAGAAAGAAAAUUUCCUACCGCUUGUUGGAUGUCAGGUGGUUGUCGUAGCUGUUGUGUCGGCAGUCUCGUUCAUUGUUAAAUGCUUCCUCCAGAAUGUGGUACCCUGGAAUUUAAAAUCAGGGACACCAACAGAGUUAUUCAGUAUGAUGUCAUCGUUUCCUUGGCUAGCAAUACUAUACACAGGCAUAAUCGCAACAACCUUUUGUUUAUGGGCAGAGAUCGUUGCUAUGCGUGAUGUAUCAGCUACAGAAACUGCAAUAAUUUAUGGUCUGGAACCAGUAUGGGGUGCUACUUUCGCAUGGGCAAUUCAUGGCGAGAGAUGGGGCAUUACUGGACUUAUUGGAGCUAUCUUCAUCAUAGUUGAUCACUACUGCGAAGUAAUACGCCAAGUAGUUAGCAUGACACUGCAACAAGAUCUAACUACAAUUAUGGCCAGUUGCACAAGGAAUGGAAAGCUCACUAGGCUGACAAAAAUAGGGGUGGCGUGGCUCACUGGUGGCCUGAGCAACUGA